Fusarium pseudograminearum CS3096 is the source of this 852-nucleotide messenger RNA. RefSeq lists its product as uncharacterized. The transcript has a single exon. The record is from RefSeq and is a predicted model, not a curated record. Bases 1 to 852 code for a protein of 283 amino acids. Lineage: Eukaryota; Fungi; Ascomycota; Sordariomycetes; Hypocreales; Nectriaceae. Gene Ontology annotation, molecular function: palmitoyl-(protein) hydrolase activity; carboxylic ester hydrolase activity. Gene Ontology annotation, cellular component: cytoplasm. Gene Ontology annotation, biological process: protein depalmitoylation.
AUGAGUGUGGAGCCUUACAUCGUUGAGCCCACUGGGCCUCAUACACAUAGUCUCAUCCUUCUUCAUGGACUUGGUUCAAACGGCAACAAGUUUGGUCGCGGACUUAUUGAAACGGGCAUUGCCUCCAACGGAAAACCAUUGCCCGACCUUCUCCCUGGCGUGAGGUUUAUCUUCCCGACUUCUAAGAUUCGCCGCUCGAGCGCCUUUCGCCGUGCGAAACUGACCCAGUGGUUCAACAUUGCUUCACUGGACGACCCUUCUUAUCGCAAUGAGACGCAACUAAAGGGAAUGGAAGAGUCAUCACGUGAGAUCUUUCAACUCAUCAACCAAGAACGCGAAAAAGUACCAGACAAAAACAUCAUCCUGGGUGGGAUUAGCCAAGGGUGCGCCAUGGGAUUUGUAUGCCUACUUGCGAUGGACUUUCCUAUCGGAGGAUACAUUGGAAUAAGCAGCUGGCUUCCUUUUGCCGCCGAUAUCGAAAGGCUGACCACCAAGUCUGAUGAUGCGACCUUUUCUGACGAGGACGAUAAUCCAUUUGCUGUUUCUGACGACGAAGACAACUCAGCCGACGCAAGCGUCCAAGUCCGCGACUACGCCAGAGAUCUACUAUGUAUGGAUGUAGAGACUCCAUCGAACAUGGAGUCACUGUCAACACCUGUAUUCCUCGGCCACGGAGAAGACGAUGAGAAGGUCAAGCCUGAACUUGGCGAGGAAGCGUGUCGUAUCCUGCGUUCAGUUGGAUAUGAUGUAGAUUGGAAGGGCUAUGACGGACUGGGUCACUGGUACAAGGUUCCGGAUGAGAUUGAUGAUAUCUUGGAGUUUAUCAAAGAGAAAGUGGGAUGGUCAUUGUAG